Molecule: messenger RNA, 487 nt
Organism: Pollicipes pollicipes
Lineage: Eukaryota; Metazoa; Arthropoda; Thecostraca; Pollicipedomorpha; Pollicipedidae
Exons: 4
Coding region: 11-487 (158 amino acids)
Biological process (GO): monoatomic ion transport
Cellular component (GO): membrane
Molecular function (GO): extracellular ligand-gated monoatomic ion channel activity
Source: RefSeq, a predicted model, not a curated record
GCGGCUAGACAUGACCGCCGCGACACUCGCCGUCGGCCUCCUGCUCACCUGUCACAGGGCAGCUGGUGUAUCAGAGUCACCCGUCGCACCCAUUUCGUUUGACGAGCUCCCCACCGAACAUGUGACCGACGUGGAUGAAGUCAUCCCUGCGGAUUACGACAAGACGGCAUUCCCUUUCACACCGGGAAGCGUUAUUAUGCGCUGCUUCCUACGCUUCAGCGUCGAGGAUAUCUUAGAAAUAGACGAAGCCAAAGGGGUGGUACGUUACCAGGUCUACAUGAGCGUACUCUGGCCUGACCGGCGGCUGACCCUGCCAGAGCUGAGCAACGACACCAAGAGCAUCACGCUGAACCCGACCCUGGUUCGAAAGCUCUGGAUGCCUGACCUCAUGAUCUACAAGCUGGAGGACAUGGAGGCGGUCAGGAUGCUACGCAAGCUUGGCUCCCUGAGACUGCUCCGGAACGGCUAUGUGCGAUAUGGGCUCUAG